AUGAAGAUCACAUUCAAGGACCUCAAGCAACAGAGGUUCACCAUCGAUGUCGAACCAACCGAUCUGAUUUCUACCGUCAAACAGAAGCUUUCCGAAGAGCGGGGCUGGGAUCCGAAGUCCCAGAAGCUCAUCUAUUCAGGGAAAAUCCUUAAGGAUGAGGACACCGUUGAGUCCUACAAGAUCGAGGAGAAGGGGUUCGUGGUUUGCGUGGUGAACAAGCCCAAAGAAGCGCCCAAACCCGCAGCGGCGCCCGAGCCGUCGGCGUCGUCCGCGUCUGCCCCGCCUGCGACGCCCGCCCAAGCGCCAGCAUCCACUCCGGCUGCCCCGGCUGCUCCCCCGCAAACUUCCAGUUCUGCGGCCGCGGCCCCUGCUACCCCGACUCCGAGCCGGACUGCCGCUUCCGAUGCGACCUUCAGCGAUCCAAACGCGUUGGCUGUUGGCCAGCAGCGUGCCGAGGCCAUUGCCAACAUGGAAGCAAUGGGUUUCGAGCGUUCGCAGAUUGACGCCGCAAUGCGUGCAGCAUUCUUCAAUCCCGAGCGAGCCGUAGAAUAUUUGUUGACUGGCAUUCCUGAAAACUUGCAGCAGGAGCAGCCGCAAGCCAGUGCGGCUCGUCAGGCCGCCCCGGCAGCUGCCGCCUCCCCGGCUCCAGCUGCUGGUGGUAACGAUGACGGCCCGGUCAAUCUUUUCGAUCUUGCCGCCCAGCAAGGUCGCGGUUCUGGCGCUCGCGGUGCUGGCGGUGCCGGCGCCGGCGCGGGAGCGGCAGCUCAGGCCGCCACGCAACAGCAGGGUCUUGGGAAUCUGGAGUGGCUCCGCCACAACGCCCAGUUCCAGCAGUUGCGGCAGGUGGUGCAGCAACAACCCCAGAUGCUCGAGCCCAUUCUGCAACAGCUCGGCGCUGGUAACCCGCAGCUGGCCCAGCUGAUCGCGCAGCACCCGGACCAGUUCCUCCAGCUCCUUAGCGAGACAGGAGGCGACGACGAUGCGCCGCUUCCCCCCGGAGCGCAGCAGAUUUCGGUGACAGAAGAGGAGCGCGACGCUAUUGAGCGGCUUGUGCGACUCGGUUUCACGCAAGAUGAGGCCAUACAGGCCUACUUUGCGUGCGACAAGAACGAGGAACUGGCCGCCAACUUCCUCUUCGAUCAGCCAGACGAUGAUGAUGACGCCAAUAUGCAGUAA
This is a messenger RNA of Canariomyces notabilis, 1176 nucleotides long. Its product is annotated as UV excision repair protein Rad23. Gene Ontology annotation, molecular function: polyubiquitin modification-dependent protein binding; proteasome binding; damaged DNA binding. The record is from RefSeq and is a predicted model, not a curated record. Bases 1 to 1176 code for a protein of 391 amino acids. Gene Ontology annotation, cellular component: nucleoplasm; cytosol. Gene Ontology annotation, biological process: nucleotide-excision repair; proteasome-mediated ubiquitin-dependent protein catabolic process. The transcript is spliced from 6 exons. Lineage: Eukaryota; Fungi; Ascomycota; Sordariomycetes; Sordariales; Chaetomiaceae.